Messenger RNA from Microsporum canis CBS 113480, 1044 nucleotides. RefSeq lists its product as hypothetical. NCBI's taxonomy places the organism in Eukaryota, Fungi, Ascomycota, Eurotiomycetes, Onygenales, Arthrodermataceae. Gene Ontology annotation, molecular function: ATP binding; protein kinase activity. Gene Ontology annotation, biological process: protein phosphorylation. The transcript has a single exon. The coding region runs from base 157 to 1044 and encodes 295 amino acids. The record is from RefSeq and is a predicted model, not a curated record.
AAAAACAUUAUAUCCGCCCUAACAUUAAUAUUUUUUGCUAUAUAUUCGAUCAUGAAUUCGUUGCCGCGAUUCUCCAUUACAGAAUUCUGGUUUGACACCCUCAAAAAAGAAUCUAAAAUGACUGUGAGAUGCAGCGGAAGGUGUUAUUACAUCGUUAUGCUGCCUGAUAAGCUCCGUGGCUGUCCCGCCAUUUUAAAACAAUAUCUUCGAUUUGCUGAAGUAGCGGAAGCGGAAGAUAGUGUCGACGGCCUGACUAUCGACGAUUUUCAAGACUGGGCGAUAGAGCCUUUCCUUCCAAUAUUUCGAGAUGCCGAACUAAGUGCGGAUAAACGACAGCGUUAUACCCUCUACGACUAUCUUAAUCUAGAGAUAUUUUACUAUUCACUUCUAGCAAUCAAUAAUACCCUCGUCCCCUGCCCAGACGAACCAGCUUUAUCACAAAGACCACAUGGAGUUGAUCUGCAUGGCUAUGAACUCAGCUCAGUGUACCACUCAUAUCAGCCGGUACAAGUACAAAUUUGUCCCAAUAAUCCUAACUCUGAGGGUGCCCUCGUCGAGCUCCCCGAGAAGGUGCUCGUGGACGGGAGGACUUGCUUCUUUAAGCUAUUUGGCGCUGGAGAGAGGAGUGCUCUCCGUGAGCUCGAAUGCUACAAGCGUAUAGGGGACUUGCAACGCAGUAUGAUGGUGCAGGUUCCUACCUUGUGUGGCGUUGUUCAGGAUAACUCGCGGUGUUUGGGGCUGUUGCUCUCUUGGGUUGACUGUCGUCGCAUAACAUUAGAAUGCGCCCUGCGGCCUAGCACGCCAAGAGCUCAAAGGCAGAGGUGGGCGAACCAACUGACAACCACACUGAACCGUUUACAUAAUGCCGGGAUUAUCUGGGGUGAUGCGAAGCCGGCGAAUGUUCUGGUUGACUUCAAGGAUGAUUUAUGGAUUAUUGACUUUGGAGGUGGAUAUACUCGAGGCUGGGUCGAGAAGGAUAGAGCAGGGACCAUCGAGGGUGACAAUGACGGUCUAAUGAAGAUUAAGGAUUUUCUUUUGCGAUAA